Chinchilla lanigera (long-tailed chinchilla) is the source of this 225-nucleotide messenger RNA. Its product is annotated as small integral membrane protein 15-like. The transcript has a single exon. Lineage: Eukaryota; Metazoa; Chordata; Mammalia; Rodentia; Chinchillidae. The record is from RefSeq and is a predicted model, not a curated record. The coding region runs from base 1 to 225 and encodes 74 amino acids.
AUGUUGGACAUAAAGUCUUGGGCUGAAUUUGUUGUGAGGUGGGCUGCAAAGGACCCAGUUGGUUUCCUUACAGCAGUUUUUCUGGUCCCUAGUCCACUGUGCCAUGCAAGUGCCCUUUUGUCCUGGAAAUUGACCAAAGCGAUUGAAGCCUGGGAGAAGGUGCAAAUGAAGAAACAAAACUGUCAAGAAUACAUUGCAAAUGCUGAACGACUGAAAAAAGAUUGA